AUGGAAGAAUUCAAAUGGGAUGAUGUUCAUCAAAGGGCAUUUGACCAGAUUAAGCAAUACUUGUCGAGUCCUCCUGUCAUGAUGCCACCAAGGAAGAAAUGGCUGAUGAAAUUAUACUUAUCGGCUGCUGAAGAAUCCAUUGGAGCUAUCAAUGAAAUUAAGAGUCUAUAUGUUGCCUGUUUUGGUUUACAUUGUUCGUCAAACAGAUCUUUAAAGUAUAUGCUAUCAAGGCCAUUAAUCACAGGUCGGAUCGGCAAGUGGGCUUUGGCACUAAUGGAAUUCAACUUUUCAUAUGUUCCACAGAAGGCAAUUAAGGGAAGAACAUUAGCAGAUUUUCUUGCCGAUCAUCCCUCGCCUGAAAUUGAGUCACAAGUAUUUGAUGAGCUUGAUUUGGCAGCCAUAUUCAUGACUCCUUGGAUGUUAAUGUUCGAUGGAUCGAGUACCAAUGAAGGGUCAGGAGCUGGCAUUGUGCUAAUAUCCCCAACAGGGAAUCAAAUUUCGUUUUCUCUCUUUUUGGAUUUCAGGUGCUCAAAUAAUCAAGCCGAGUAUGAGGUAAUGAUUAUCGGCUUGGAAAUUUUGCUAGAAAUGACAGUCAAAGACGUCCACAUUGUGGGAGAUUCGAGUUUAACCAAGGCCAUGAAUAAAAUAGCUAAUGAUUUAGCACAGACUGCUUCAGGAGUCAGGGUACCGAAUGGUAUGAAGGAAAGAAUAAUGAAGAUUACACGCCGAUCUCUUCCAUCGGCUGAAGCAAGAAAUCAAAUCAUGGAAGAAGUCUUCGCCACUGAUAUGGCCGAGUUGGAUGAUGAUGAUUGGCGAAUUCCUUACCUUUUGUUCUUGCAAUAUCCAACUCCAGAAGCUGAUUGA
Cornus florida is the source of this 864-nucleotide messenger RNA. RefSeq lists its product as uncharacterized. Lineage: Eukaryota; Viridiplantae; Streptophyta; Magnoliopsida; Cornales; Cornaceae. Gene Ontology annotation, molecular function: nucleic acid binding; RNA-DNA hybrid ribonuclease activity. The record is from RefSeq and is a predicted model, not a curated record. The coding region runs from base 1 to 864 and encodes 287 amino acids. The transcript has 3 exons.